Molecule: messenger RNA, 6465 nt
Organism: Hypanus sabinus (Atlantic stingray)
Lineage: Eukaryota; Metazoa; Chordata; Chondrichthyes; Myliobatiformes; Dasyatidae
Gene: ints14
Product: integrator complex subunit 14
Exons: 12
Coding region: 229-1785 (518 amino acids)
Biological process (GO): snRNA 3'-end processing
Cellular component (GO): integrator complex
Source: RefSeq, a predicted model, not a curated record
GAAGUUGUCAGUGAGCAGACGAGACCGGAGCGGGACUGCGCCGGACUUGGAGGACCGAGCGCGGGGUGGCGCCGGAGGAACUCAGUUCACAAUUCACAGUCGAAGGCCGCACUGCAACGGAUUCAGGCAGUCUGUGCCUUGCCUUGUUGCAAGUGGAGCAGAGAGUGGUGUAAGCAGUGUGCGCCGCGCCUUGUUGAGGUGGAGGAGUGAGCGCUGUGUUCUGAAGCCAUGCCAACGGUGGUGCUGUUAGAUGUUUCUCUCUCCAUGACUCGCCCUGUCCCUCUGGAGGGCACUGAGGAAUACCAGCGCAAACAUUUGGCUGCUCAUGGACUCAGUAUGCUGUUUGAACAUAUGGCGACCAGUUACAAAUUGGAGUUCACUUGCCUUGUGGCUUUCUCUUCUCUCUGGGAACUCAUGGUUCCCUUCACCAGGGAUUAUAACGCUCUUCAGGAAGCUCUGACCACCAUGGAUGACUAUGACAAGACCUGCCUUGAGUCUGCUCUUGUGGGGGUCAGUAAUAUUGUGCAGGAUGAGUGGGGUGCCUGCAUUCCCUGUCAGGUGAUCCUUGUAACAGAUGGGAGCCUGGGAAUAGGUCGAGGAUCCCUGCGUCAUUCACUCUCCAUCCUUCAUCAGCGUUCCGAGGAGAACAAGUUCCCACUUCCCUUUCCAUUUCCAUCAAAACUGUAUAUUAUGUGCAUUGCUAACUUAGAGGAGCUUCAGGCCACAGACACACUGGAUGUUCUCGAACGACUGAUAGAUUUAAACAACAGUGAGGGGCAAAUCUUCACUAUUGAUGGUCCUCUUUGCCUGAAAAAUGUACAGUCUAUGUUUGGCAAACUGAUUGACCAAGCAUACUCUCCUUUCCAUGCUGUGCUGAAAUGUGGGCAUCUAGUUUCUGACAUGCAAAUGUUUCCAAGACCAGAACCUGUUGUCAUUGAUGAAGAACUGGAGCCCAUACCAAAGACUAUCAACACAGAGUUGGAUAUAGUGGGAUUUAUAAAAAUUGCUGAUAUCGCCAGUCCCCCUGUUCUCUCUCGGCAUUUGGUCUUACCUGUAGCUCCGAAUAAAGAAGGUGACGAGUUGGGGAGUGGUUUACCUGAAGAAACUGAAGAUGAAAAUUCUGCUUCUCAAAUAGCUGGGAAGAUGCCUUCGUUUUGUGUCUUGCUCCAUGGCAGUCUGAAAGUAGAGGGGAUGGUGGCUAUUGUGCUGCUUGGGCCUGAUUGGUAUGGGAUGUUAUACUCUCAGGCUGACAGUAAAAAGAAAUCCAAUCUGAUGAUGUCCUUGUUUGAGCCUGGUCCAGAGCCUCUUCCGUGGCUUGGGAAGAUGACACAGUUAGGGCCCAUUUUAGAUGCUGAAGAAAACCCUUAUGGUGAAGAUGACAGCAAGAGCCCAUUUCCCCUUCAGCCACGGACAAAGCGUAGCUAUGCACAGAAUGUAACAGUGUGGAUUAAACCUAGUGGACUGCAGACUGAUGUUCAAAAGAUUUUAAGAAAUGCCCGAAAACUUCCAGAAAAGACACAGACAUUCUACAAGGAACUGAAUCGACUGAGAAAGGCAGCCCUUGCAUUUGGAUUUUUGGACCUUCUGAAAGGCGUGGCAGAUAUGUUGGACCGUGAGUGCACACUCCUCCCUGAUACUGCUCAUCCUGAUGCCGCAUUUCAGCUCUCUCACGCUGCCCAGCAGCUCAAGUUAGCUGGCACUGGGAAUUCUGAAUAUGCAGCUUAUGAACACAAUAUCACUCCACUGCAGACAGAUUUUUCUAGCAGCAGCACUGAUAGAAUUUGAGUGGUCAAUAUGGUAUUUUUGGUUCACUUUUGAGGACCUUUUUUGAUGUUCUAGUGCUGUGCACAAGGAUACUGCGACAGAUAUGGGACUACAAGAAAAAAGGUUGCUGUAUUUCUCUGGGAUCUUAGUAUACCACCAGGAAGUCUUAAUUUUUAAAUAAAUUUCAGUUUUUGAUAUUGUUAAAGAUGAUUAAGAUCUCCAAAAUGUAAUGACACUCUAUUCAUUUCCUCUGCAUUCUGAGGGUACACGGCCUCUGGAACAAAACUGAAUUGCCCUGAGAUCUAACACUGAUGAUUUGUUCUAGCGAUGUGUAUACUACAUUGGUAGUCACUAACAUAAAACUUCAUUGCGCACUGAGAUCCAACACCUUACCUUUCCCACCCAUCACCUUCUAGCUAGAUCUCCUUCCUUUCUGCCCUAAAGGAAGGUUUAUUCAUUUCCAUAGAUGUUGCAUGACCUGCUGAGUUCCUCCACAAUUUUUGUGUGUUGUUUUAGAUUUAACACUGAUAGGGACAUUGUUUAACAACAUGUGUACUGCAUUGGUAGUCUCCUAGCUCAGCAAUCAUUUGUCAAAAUAAAAUUCAGAUAAAAAAGGCAAACUGCUACCUUCUGCAGUUUAGCUUUUGUGAAUCCAAACCUAAAUAUUUGUGUGAAAUUGUGUUAAACAUAAGAAAAUUAGACUACAUGGAUUGAACAUAGUUUUAAACACAGCAAUAUUGUUCCAGUCCAAGAAUCUUCAAGAACUAUUUCAGGUGGUUCCUGGGGAAUUAAGAGAUAUCCCUAACUUACACUCUCCUUUUCUUUAAUAAGAUCCUCUGACUCCAAUCAUCCUAUGUGAAUUCCAUCCUUCAAUUUGGAACUAUUCUGGAUCAGGAUCAGAAAUAGAAUCAGGUUUAAUAUCAUCGGCAUGUUUAAUACUGUAUCAUCAUGGAUGUGUUCAAGCUACCCAAACCCUAUUUGUACAAUGAACUCAGAUUUUCUCUCUGCUACAGUGUACUAUAACUUGCAUUACAGUUUGCUUUGUCUCUUAUUGCCCUAAUUAAUUUACUGAUCUGUUUUAUAAAUGUUAGGAUCACUCAGUAAAUUUCCUUUUUAAUUCUACCCAUUAUUACUAAUAUUUGGGGGUGAUAAGACAGCCAUUGCUAAUCUUUUCUGAUCCUUGCUCUUGCUUAUCUACAUCCAAAUUUCACACCAUGAUUUUCCUAAUAUUCCUACUCCCCAUUAUACUGAUUUCCUGCUUUACCAACACUUCCUAACUCCAAAUGUUCAACCGUAGGACCUUUUAUUAAAAGUUAUACUGUUAAUAAAAGACAAGACAACCAGCUGUUUACCCACUCACUGAUGAUCUUGGCUGGAUCACUGUUCUGUGUUUUACCCUAUGGAGAUGUACAUUACUUAAACUAUGUAUUCAUUAUUUAACAAUCAGCCUUUGUUUAUUUUACUCAUAUGUUUUAAAUAGUCUCCCAGCCUACUGAAGCCAACUCAUAUCAUGCCUUUAUUUGUAUUUUAACACCCUAGAUUCGAAUUAACCUAAAUCAUUUAGUCUUAAUAUAACAUUCUAUAAGGCAUCUGCCAACAAGGAAUGACACAAAAAUCUUUGUAUAAGACUGGUAACAAUACCAGGGUGGCCAUUUGGUUUAUGUGAAACCUAGUUGCCUUCAAUUAACCACUAUGGUUUAACAGUGGCUUUGUUAGUGAGAAUAUUCAGUAUCAAAUCCAGAGUCAGUCAUAGAAUACUACAGUGCAGAAACAUGCCCUUCAGCCCACCUAGUCCAGCUGAUACUGUCAUUCUGCUCAGUCCCAUCAACCCUCACUUGGACCUUAGCACUCUAUACCGCUCCCAGCCAUGUACUUGAAAUGUAAGCAAAUUCUGUAUCUUACAAAGAAUGUUUCAGCAAAAUAGGAAAUGCAUCUCAUCCUUGCAAGAUUAUUUUCAUAACAUUUACAUUUUUCAUAUCUUCAUGCAAAGUGCAUACAAAUAUUUCAGCUUACCUAAACAUCUGCCUUAUCCUCACCAAUUCACCCAUUGUCCCCUUGCAUGCUGAUUCACAAUUAACAGAGAGUAAGAUUUAUCCGAGAACACCACUAAUCACAUUUUCAAAGGCCUACAAUGCCUUGUCCAUAUUCCCCUCUAACCUACAUAAGAAAUAGGGGCAGGAGUAGGCCAUCCAGUCCAUCAAGACUGCUCUGCCAUUCAAUAAGCUCAUGGCUGAUCUGUCCGUAAACUCAGCUCCAAUUACCUGCCUUUUCCCCAUAACCCUUAAUUUCCUUACUAUGUAAAAACCUGUCUAACUGUAUCUUAAAUAUAUUUAGUGAAGAAGCCUCAAUUACUUCCCUGGGCAGAGAAUUCCACAGAUUCACAACUCUCUAGGAAAAAGUUUCUACUCAUCCCAGUCCUAAAUCUUCUCCCCUGAAUCUUGAAGCAACGUCCCCUCGUUCUAGUCUCACCUACCAAUGGAAACAACUUUCCCACUUCUAUCUUAUCUAUCCCUUUCAAAAUUUUGUAUGUUACUGUAAGGUCCCCUCUCAUUCUUCUGAACUCUAGAGUAUAGUCCCAGGUGACUCAAUCUCUUCUCAUGGGUUAACCCCUUCAUCCCUGGAAUCAACCUGGUGAACCUCCUCUGCACUACCUCCAAAGCCAGUAUAUCCUUCCUCAAGCAUGGAGAACAGAACUGCACAUAGUACUUCAGGUACGGCCUCAUCAGUAUCCUGUAUAGUUGUAACAUGACCUCCCUGCUCUUGAAUUCAAUCCCUCCAGCAAUGACGGCCAAUAUUCCAUUUGCCUUCUUAAUAACCUGUUGUACCUGCAAGCCAAUUUUUUGCGAUUCAUGCACAAGCACUCCCAAGUCCCUCUGCACAUCAGAACAGCAUGCUAUAAUCUUUCACCAUUUAAAUAAUAAUGUGCUCUUCUAUUAUUCCUUCCAAAGUGGAUGAUCUGGCAUUUACCAACAUUGUAUUCCAUCUGCCAGACCUUGGCCCACUCACGUAACUUAUCUAUAACCCUCUGCAGAUUCUCCACAUCCUCUACAAUUUGCUUUUCCACUCAGUUUAGUGUCAUCAGCAAAUUUUGCUAUGCUACACUCAGUCCCCUCUUCUAAAUCAUUAAUGUAAGUGGUAAACAGCUGCAGGCCCAGCACUGACCCCUGCGGGACCCCACUCACCAUUGACUGCCAACCGGAGAAACACCCAUUUAUACCAACACUCUGCCUUCUAUCAGUUAACCAAUCCGCUAUCCAUGCCAGUAUCCGACUCCACGCAUCCAUCUGUAUCCGUCUCUUGUGCAGUACCUUAUCAAAUGCCUUCUGGAAAUCCAAGUAUACAACAUCCACCUGUUCCCCUCUAUCCACUGCACUCAUUAUGUCCUCAAAGAACUCCAGUAAGUUUGUCCAACAGGACCUGCCCUUUCUGAAUCCAUGUUGCAUCUGUCUAAUGGAACCACUCCUUUCUAAAUGUUUCGCUAUUUCUUCCUUAAUGACAGCUUCAAGCAUUUUCCCAACUACAGAUGUUAAGCUAACUGGCCUAUAGUUGCCUAUCUUUUUUUAAAAAAGUGGCGUGACAUUUGCUGUCUUCCAAUCUGCCGGGACCUGCCCAGAGUCUAGAGUUUUGAUAAAUGAUUACCAACACAUCUACUAUAACCUCUGCCAAUUUCUUCAGCACCCUGGGAUGCAUCCCAUCAGGACCAGGGGACUUACCUACCUUCAGGCCCUCUCGUUUGCUCAUCACUCUCUCUUUAGUGAUAGUGAUUUUAUUGAGGUCCUCACUUCCCAUUUUGUCCAUAACAUCCUUCUUUGGCAUCAUUCACAUAGCACUCCAAAAACCAUGUUUCUUCAGUCCAACAUCUGGCACAUCUUUCAUCCUCUGUCUCUCCACUAUUUAGAGUCCCAAAAUUAAAAAUGCCUUCUCGAACUGCAAACACGAGGAAAUCUGCAGAUACUGGAAAUUCAAGCAACAUAUACUAAGUGCUGGUGGAAAGUAGCAGGCCAAGCAGCAUCUAUAGGAAGAAGGACAGUUGACGUUUCGGGCCAAGAUGAAGUCCUGAGUCCCAAUGAAGGGUCCUGGCCCGAAAUGUCAACUGUCCUUCUUCCUAUAGAUGCUACCUGGCCUGCUGCGUUCCACCAGCAUUUUAUGUGUUGCCUUCUCAAACUUCCUAACUUUGCCUGAAGAUUUUUUUUCAAAAUCUGUAUUAGCCAAUCCUUUAGUCAUCAUUGUAAUCUUUCAGCUGAUUUUGCUCUUCUGCCUUGGGAAGAUGAGUCACACAAAAAUGCUGGUUACACUGGUUGGGUAGAGGCUUCUGUGAAGCACACUAGCAAAGCCUAAAUGUGCUGACUUUUUUUAAAUUUAGAGCUAAAAAGUUCUGUGCAGUAAAUGUUAUCUUAUACAUUCCUUUUUUUAAUAGGUCUCAGCCUUAAAGUUUAUAUCAUUAUUAUUCUGCCACUAAGAUAAUAAGAGAUUUCACUUUAGAUAUGUUUCUUUUUAAAUGUCAUUUACCUUGAUCACUUUCCUCCAAUCCAAUCAUAAAUGUACAGGUGCUGCCCACUUAGUAAAAAUCACUAGCAGGAGGGAAUGCAGAGUCAUUAACUUCACGGUUCAAUGAGACUGCAGAAAUGUUAACUUUUUUGCCACCUCAGUAACCAAUAACAAUAUUUUAAAGUAUAAAAUAGAUUUCAGUGCAGUUCAAAU